UUGUUAUAACAAUAGAAUCUUAUCGCUUUCCAUCCCCACUCGUCACUUGCUUGGUAGGCUUAUUUUAAAUAUUUUUACAACGAUCAUUUGCACUCGUUGUCUGUUAAAGAAGUGUUGUUAUAAAAAAUGGUGGACUUGCAAGAAACAGAAGAUGAUUUUGAUAUCCAAGAAAUAGAACCACCAGUUGAGAAUCCUAAAUACGAAUCAUUUGAUUUCAAGUCUUUUGAACCAAAUAGUCUGUCGGAUCUUGAAUUAUUAGCUGGCAUUGCUGCAAACUAUAUGAGUGAUUUAUCAGGAUUACACUAUACUAAUUGUCAACAAGUUGCUAUGAACUACAUAAGGCAACUGCACAAUAUGGAAUUCAAAUUGAGAUGCGAUGUAUGUGGUACAGCUCACUAUCAAAACGAAAUCUCAGCACCGGAGAGAUAAGAGAACCAGUUCACGGAUGUUGCAAAGAAAAUAAAUAUUUUUAAAUAAAAUACAUGAAUAAUAAA
Galleria mellonella (greater wax moth) is the source of this 494-nucleotide messenger RNA. RefSeq lists its product as uncharacterized. Bases 127 to 429 code for a protein of 100 amino acids. The transcript has 2 exons. Lineage: Eukaryota; Metazoa; Arthropoda; Insecta; Lepidoptera; Pyralidae. The record is from RefSeq and is a predicted model, not a curated record.